ACAAAAACGCAUCCUGCAACGGCAAAAUGGUGGACUUGUCAUUAUCUGUGGCACCUUACGAAAAUCUCCAGGUUAGCCUCCACGUACUCUCCUAGAUGCGCUGUAAACUCCAUCACAAUGUUUAAGAAAGCAAAAAGGUGCAACUUAAGGCGGCGGAAUGACUCGGACGAUGAGGAGAAAAAGGAGGAUCAACAGACAAGCGGGCCCGGAGCCGAAAACUCGGUGAACUCGAGCGAGAUCACCACCACCAGCCUCGCCACCGGAGCAAACAUGCUGAACAAUCUUGGGAACGGAUUCCAGCCCGGUGCUGUCAAAUUCAGCAAAGAGAAGAAGAAAAAAAAAGAGAACCGCGAGGAACCGAAAGCGAGCCUGUUAAGCUUCCAUGAUGAUGAAGAUGACACUGAAGUGUUCCGCGUAAAGAAAUCCAACUACAGCAAGAAGAUCGUCAAGCAGUUGAAGAAAGAAUACAUGGAGGAUUUGGAAAAAAGCAGUGAUACCAUACAGGGACAAAGUACACGCUUUGAUGGUGGACCUGGUCAAAAGCUGGUAAUUAAAGAAGAGCCCUUAGAGGGCAGCAGAGCCAGCAGUGAGCAGGGAGAAGAAGAAAUGGAGGUGGACAGCAAUGAGGAACAGGACGAGGAGAGUGAGCAAAGAUCUGGGGGUGCAGAAUUCAGCCAGACUCUGUCUGCCCUCAGCUCUCUCAGGCCAGGUGAGAUCCCAGAUGCGGCCUUCAUCCACGCCGCUCGUAAACGUAGGCAGAUGGCUCGAGAGCUCGGGGGUGAAGGCAACUUAGUGGAGAACGAGGUGACAAACAAGCGCCUUGUACGCGAGGAUGAGCAAGGCGGCAGUGACGACGACGAAGAUGAGAAGAGAAUUGUCUUCAGUGGCGUCAAGAUGAAGAGUCAAAGGCAGAAAAUAGCGGAAGAGAUUGGUAUUGAGGGCAGUGAUGAUGAAGCUCUGGAUAAUGGACAGGAUGAGGAAGUGAGCCGCUGGGAACAGGAGCAGAUCAGGAAGGGUAUCAGCAUUCCUCAGGUCCAAACCACCCAAUCAGAGGAAACAGCAAUGUAUUACCAAGGCAGUUAUGAUGCACAGCCCUAUGGAGCUUCCUACGCCAUGCAGUUUACCUACCCCACUGUUGGAGCAGACAACAGCAAGCCUUUGAAAACAGAGACUUCAGUCCCCUAUCCCAUUCUGUCUAGUGAUCUGCCCCCUAUAACCACAGAUUUGGUAAAGAAACGUCUCAAAGACAGGUACGGUCUGAACUGCCUUCUCAUCGGUGGUUACUGUAACCCCUCAAAUUCCCAGUUCAGAUCUGUCCAGUUUGUCGGUAUUUCCUUGGAUAUUUUUCUAAAUGUACUGAAGCUUUAUCGUUUUGACUGCUUUGGAAUGCCUGCUAGUUCUGAUGCACAACAUGUAAAUCUUCACUAUUCACAUUUACUGAAGAUGAAUUGCACUUUGGACUACCAGAAUAGUGUCAUGCGAGGAUGCACCAAUCACAGGGGCUCACAGCUGAGGCUGAGCUUCAUGCGCCAGGGGCACAGUUCCAAUACCCGGCGCUAUGAGCAGAUCCAGGAGGAGCUGGUGGCCUCCAAUAAGACCAUCCAGCUCCUGGAAGGCUCCUCGCAGGAGGCUGAAGACAAAUAUAGAUUCUUGCAAGAAAUGCGAGGGUAUGUUGGAGACUUGCUUGAGUGUUUCAGUGAAAAGGUGCCUGUUAUUCUGGAGCUAGAGGCCGCCAUGCACCAGUUACUACGGCAACGGGCAUCCCGUCUCGUCCAGAGAAGACAGGAUGAUAUUAAAGAUGAAUCAUCGGAGUUUUCCAGCCUUUCAAGUAAGGCUGUUAUGGCUCCUAACCUGGACUCAUUCGGUCGAGAUCGCACAGCCUAUCAUGAGCUCGCCAAGCAGAGGAGAAUAGCUGAAAGAGAAGCCAGACGAACUCGACGUAGACAAGCUCGAGAACAGAAUGGGAAGAGAGCCGAGCAUAAGGAGGGGCUGUCCAGUGAUGACGAGGAGACAUCCACUGACAUCACUAGCUACAACCUAGAGAGAGAUCGCAUUUUAAAAGAGUUGAAGAAGGUGUUUGAGGAUGUGGUGGAGGAUUUCCACUCUCUGGACAACAUAAAGUCUCACUUUGAGACUUGGAGGAAGUUGUAUUUGACAUGCUACAGAGACGCUUACAUCAACCUGUGUCUGCCCAAACUCUUCAACCCUCUUAUUCGUCUGCAGCUCAUUACAUGGUCUCCACUGGAGGUGGAGUGUCCAAAUUUUGAGUACAUGCUGUGGUUUGAGUCUUUGCUGUUUUACGGCUGUGAGGAUCAGAGCACCCUGAAGAAAGAGGAGGACAUAGACAAUAGCCUACUGCCUGCCAUUGUAGAAAGAGUCAUUCUUCCCAAACUGGCAGUACUGACGGAUCAGGUAUGGGAUCCUCUCUCCAACAGUCAGACGUCCAGACUGGUGGCUUACAUGCAGAGGCUGAUCAAAGACUACCCAACUGUGCUACACGGUGAAAACCGCAACACACAAGAGCUUCUGAAGACUAUAGUAAUGCGAAUACGACGGACUCUUGAUGAUGACAUUUUCCUGCCAUUGUUUCCAAAAAAUGUUAUGGAGAACAAGAACUCUGGUCCUUACCUCUUCUCCCAGAGGCAGUUUUGGUCUUGUGUGAAGUUUCUGGGGAAUAUUUUAAAGUGGGAUGGGAUCCUGUCUCAGUCCGUGCUGAAGGAAUUGGCCAUUGACAGCACACUAAACCGCUAUAUUCUUUCAGCCAUGCAGUCCGUAGAUGUCAGCGAAGAGAGUGUGGAGAAAUGUCGCAGGGUGGUGGAGUGUUUUCCUGUCCAGUGGUUCAGCAGUCUGAAAGGACAGCAGACCCUUCCUCAGAUGGAGAACUUCUGCAGAUAUAUGAAACACAUUGCCAGCAGUGUUUACCGCAGCUGUGUGGCAGGAUCAGAUGUAGAGAAGAGGAAUGCUAGGGAACAUAUAAAGGAGAUGGUUAGGCUUCUUGGUCGGCUCAACGCUUUAGACCAUGUGAUAACUGUCGCAUCAGAACAUGGCAUUAAAGAUAUAAAGACUUUACUCGAGAACAAAUGAACGACAAGAUAUACUGCCUGACCACUGAUCAUUUUUUCUGACAAACCUUAAGCUGUAAAUAUUGUGAAUAGUGUACAUUUUUUUGUGAGGCUUAAGUAAUUUGUUUUUUUUUUUUUUUUUCUGGAGCUGAUGGGAUAUUCGGCAGAAUCUAAUGACAUCAUCUACAGAUUAGGCAUAAAGAUGAUCUGGGACUUUAGAGUUGAAAUCCAGUGCUGAUUUAUCAUCAUUUGUGUUUGUCCUGGGUUCGAAGUGCACUCCUGUGUUAAAAAUUCCAUUUUCUGUGGAGACAUCUCUACUUUUUACCUACUUUUUUUUUAAACAGAUGAGAUCACUUAAUAGAUCUUAUAAAUUGUGAUCUAUUGAGUCCAUCACAUUGCAGCAUCAUUACCUGCACGCUUGCUUCAAAAGACAACGUUACAACUAUUAGUUUUGUGUUCUUUUCUCCCCCAAAAGGCUGCAUGAGCAGAUUACUUAUGGCAGAUUUUAAACAUUGGUGAAGAAAUAUUUACUUGCAGCUUUCGGGUUGAAUGAUCCAGCAUUUGACAGAUUUUAAAAUUGACUUGCUGUCAAGCAAAACCCUGUGCUGCAAAAACGAAUGUGCAUCUUUCUUCCCUGGACCCUGAAACAUGUUCUAUUUGCAUAAAUAAAAAGUUAAUGUAUA
Messenger RNA from Myxocyprinus asiaticus (Chinese sucker), 3745 nucleotides. RefSeq names its product PAX3- and PAX7-binding protein 1-like. The record is from RefSeq and is a predicted model, not a curated record. Gene Ontology annotation, biological process: mRNA splicing, via spliceosome; positive regulation of transcription by RNA polymerase II. The coding region runs from base 118 to 3084 and encodes 988 amino acids. Lineage: Eukaryota; Metazoa; Chordata; Actinopteri; Cypriniformes; Catostomidae. Gene Ontology annotation, cellular component: nucleus. Gene Ontology annotation, molecular function: DNA binding. The transcript is spliced from 18 exons.